This is a messenger RNA of Ophidiomyces ophidiicola, 951 nucleotides long. It is a transcript of the gene PDX1, whose product is annotated as pyridoxine biosynthesis protein. The transcript has 2 exons. Bases 1 to 951 code for a protein of 316 amino acids. The record is from RefSeq and is a predicted model, not a curated record. NCBI's taxonomy places the organism in Eukaryota, Fungi, Ascomycota, Eurotiomycetes, Onygenales, Onygenaceae. Gene Ontology annotation, molecular function: acyltransferase activity.
AUGGUUGGCCAUAGAUCGGCAAGUCGAUUAUCACAAUGUGUUUCCUCACGCUACCUUGGAAGUCGAAGUUGUCGGCGAUACUUCCAGAGCAGUCCCACACAAUCAUCUGAGCAAACACUACCCCUGUAUCCAUCCGUCGCGCAACUCAUCCAUGAGAAUCAAAUCCCGGACUCCGAGAUCCCCAAAAUUCCUGCGACGGGGCCGAAUGGUCGAUUGCUCAAGGGCGACGUGCUUUCUUACAUUGGCACAAUUCCUUCUGAUUAUCCAUCAAGUCUCUCCUCUCGCCUCUCCAAACUCACACACCUCGACCUUAGUAAUAUCAAACCUGCAGCUUCACCGGCUCCAGCUCCGGCUCCGGCACCUGCAAAAGAACGGGAAGAGGUAGCGCCACCCGCCGAUGCUCUGCCUUUACCGGUGGAGGACAUUGAAUCUAGACUUGCCCUUCCAAUUUCCUUAUCUCGUGUACUUCGCGUACAGAAGCGGGUUCGAUCCGCGAUUGGAGUGAAUAUUCCAUUGGCUACCUUUGUCGAACGGGCCACAGAAAUUGCCAACGAUGAGCUCCCCGUUACCCGAUGUCGUACGGGGCGAGAGAUGGCGGAUCAGAUUUUUGAUGAGAUUGUUGGCAUCCGGAGAUCGUCCACAAAUGAACCGCCACCGACAUCGAGGGGAGACUAUUUUCCAGAUAUCAUUUCGGCUUCGGACCUGAACUCAGCGCCUGAAAGUUUACUCGAACCAGAAGCGGAUAUUAUCGAUAUCCUUUCUGGAAAGGUGUCCACCAAAAACAUUGUUCGUCGCCAACAGGGAGAGAAAAUAUCGGCAGCUGAGGGAGAUGGAGAAACGAGUGUAUUUAGUAUAACUGUGCCUAAUGAGGAAAAGCUGAGAGGCCAGGCGUUUCUAGCAAGAAUGCAGGUUGUAUUAGAAGAUGAACCUGAGAAGUUAGUGAUGUUGUGA